Molecule: messenger RNA, 2231 nt
Organism: Glycine soja
Lineage: Eukaryota; Viridiplantae; Streptophyta; Magnoliopsida; Fabales; Fabaceae
Product: beta-1,6-galactosyltransferase GALT29A-like
Exons: 1
Coding region: 667-1998 (443 amino acids)
Molecular function (GO): sialyltransferase activity
Source: RefSeq, a predicted model, not a curated record
UCUAUUUCAAUCCAUUCAUUCGUAGCAAGAAUGGUAGAUUAGAUCUAUGGCAUCUCUAAACUAAGCCAGCACAUGGACCCACUCCUCAUCCCUUUUUCUACAAUCAUCACUCCCUUGCAAAGCACACUAUCAUUCCCCAUAGUGGCCACUUGCCAUCCCCAUGACCCAGAAAACAUGCUUUUUUUAAUGUGCUCUAACAACACAUGCCCCCCUCUCAUGCAUUCCCUUCCCCCACACCACACACUCACACACACAUUUUAAUAAUCUAGAUUCUCAUUUAGGCUUUUGUUUUGUUUUGUUUUGGUUUGGCUUGGUUAUUCCACCUCCACUAAUUUUUCACUCCAUUACAUGCACUCAAACUCACACAAUGUUCAGCAUCUACAACUACACCAAAUAUUCAUUCUUCUCCUAUAAACCCUCAUGACCUAUUUCAUCACUUAACAAUAUUGCCUUCUAUUUCACCUCACUCACUCACUCACUCUCCAUUUUUUCCACUUUCUGUUCAAAUGUUCAACUCUACAAUGAUUAAGACAAUCACUUUUUGACCCAAACACAGUUUCAACUCCCACAUUCCCAAUGCUAUUCACAUUAACCCCAGCAGCAACUUCAUAGGAAAAAAAAGAUCUCACUAUCACCGCAUUUCAUUUUCAUUUUUCUUCUUUACUCAUGCCUAAGAUAAGCCAAGAAAAAGAUGGAUCUGAAACCGAAACCCUAAAACCAAUCAUGGAUCCAUUUCCCUUUCCACAUUUAGCUACCACGAAACCUAAUUUCAAUUUCUCUGUGAAGAGUCAUUUUCCGAUGAAACGCACCGUUCGGCCCCUCUUCGCGCUCCUCCUCCUCCUCGUAUUCGCCGCCACGCUCACCUCACGCGCCGUCCUCCGCCGCGGCAUCCUCUCCAUCGAGCUCGAAUCCCGCGUCCGGAUCCGCCGCCAUAUUCCGCCGCCGCCGCAGCUCAACGCCACGCUCCUCCACCACGCAGCCGUCGAAAUUGGCGAGGAGAAGUUCAAGCAGGAGAUCCAGAGCCUCCUUGAUGGCAACUUCGGCAGCCACGCGCGCCACCGCACCUUCGUCUCCUGGCGCCGCUUCAUCCACCACGACCGCGGCAGCGCCGGAGUCACCGCCGCCAAACUCCCGGCGACUAUCCGGUCGCCGCUCUUCUACCGCUCCUGGCUCGACUUCCGGAAGGUCCUCCACGACUGGUUCCGGAAGCGACGAUUCCAACCCGGUAUCAUGUCCGGGUUGACUCGGUCAAUUAAGCUUCCAAUUGAUUCACACAACAACAACAACAACAACAACAAACUACAAACCAAUAACAAAAACAAAUACUCUUCCUGUGCCGUAGUUGGAAACAGCGGAAUUUUGUUGAAUAGAGACUAUGGUAGUGAAAUUGAUUCCCAUGAGUUUGUGAUAAGGUUGAACAAUGCUAGGGUUGAUCACUUUGAGACCAAGGUUGGAAAAAAAACUAGCAUUUCAUUCAUGAAUAGUAACAUCUUGCAUUUGUGUGCUAGAAGGGGAGGGUGUUUCUGCCACCCUUAUGGUGACCGUGUUCCGAUUGUUAUGUACAUUUGUCAAGCCUUGCAUUUCAUGGACUACACUGUGUGCAAUGCUUCUCACAAGGCUCCUUUGUUGGUGACUGAUCCUAGGUUUGAUGUAUUGUGUGCGAGGAUUGUGAAGUACUAUUCGUUGAAGAGGUUUGUGGAGGAGAGUGGGAAGGGUUUGGAGAAGUGGGGAGAGGCUCAUGAUGGUUCUCUUUUUCACUACUCUUCAGGGAUGCAGGCUGUGAUGCUGGCUUUGGGGAUUUGUGAUAGGGUUAGCAUUUUUGGGUUUGGGAAAUCGACUUCUGCUAAGCACCAUUACCACACUAACCAGAAGGCUGAGCUUCACUUGCAUGACUAUGAGGCUGAGUAUGCGUUUUAUAGGGACCUUGUGGAUGGGAAAAGGCCUAUACCCUUUCUUGAGGAUAGGUUUAAGGUUCCUCCUGUUGUCAUGUAUCAAUGAUGGGUGCUGAACUGCUGCUGCUGCUGCAAGUGGUGGUGGAGGGCCUCUGUGAAUUGUUGUUCUGUUAUUGUAAUACUUGUGAAAUGCACAGAUAGUGGAAAGCAAAAUACUGAUUCAAGAUUCGUUUUUGUUGUUUGUGUUGUACUGUCCAACAUGAAGCCUCAAGGCAACACCAAGUGUAAAUUUUGUUGGUUAGAUCAAUACAGUUCUUUGACUCCAUCAAUGAUUAUGCA